UAACCGUGCAUCAUCGCAGCAGACAAUGACCUUGCUGUGCGCAUCACAGGGUCCAGAGAACCGUUAAGUUAACAGUCCAGCCACCUAGUCUACGCUCAUCUGACAGCUCCUUCUACAUCUCGUGGGUUUCUGAGGCUCCGUCUAUUCCCGUGUUGACACUCGCGCUUUGCCCUUCUCAGAUUUUGACUUCCAAAGGCCAAAGCUUCUCAUCCUCCUCGUCUGCAAUUGUACAAGGUGCAUCCAGCAUAGACCCUUCCUUCCAGAAAAAGCAAAAGUCUUGUAAUCAGCCUUGUGUUUCGCUUUCAUUAAGGACCCCAUCAUUGUGUAGGUGGAAAGGCAAAGAGCAUACGCGGACGAAGAGAUUAGCUUCUGCCGACCUCGGGAGUAUCACCGGACCUAUCCCACCAAGCCUACUGUUUCUCCGAAGUUCACCGGAUUGAUACACGACCCAACUGACGUAGAUUGGUCUUACAUCAACUAACUCCAAGAUGACUCGCGGACCUAUCACCUGCGACACUAGCCUCCCAAAAACACCGAAGACGACUUUAGCACCAGCCACGCCAACAACCUCGGUCGCACCCCCUAAGACCCCACCGUCGACGAAAUUUCCUCGCAAUCCGUCGAACAAAUUCUGGGCCCAGGAACAGCAGAGAAGAUUAUUCCUGGAACACCUGAAACGAUGGUCCUUGAGCCACGACUCGAGCACUUUCUUCCAAGGCAAGAUAAGUUUGCUUCCUCCUGAGCCUGGUGUGAAUGAGGGUCUGGCGCUGGGCAAGACUGUGACCUGUAUCCUGACCGACUCGAGCUUUACGGAUUUCAGGAAGACUGUUGCUAUUAGACUUUUCAACCCGCAAAAGAACAGUAAGAAGGGCACGACAGGCCAUUUUGAACGGAAUAUGAAGAACAAGAGCAUGGACCUAUUCAGAAGCGAUAUGAGGCUCGCUGAGCACCGAGAAGAUUGUUAUACUAGAGAAGAGGAUGCGUGGCCAUUGUCUCCGUCAAAGCUGAACCCAUCGACCAGCUACUACUACAAACUCGUCAUCCGUUACGGCUCUGGCUGGCUCUCAGCACGCGACUACCUAAACAAACUCUACUUCUCGCAUUUCGCAGCUCGUUUCCCAGGCCGGAAUGUCAACUGCGUCACGGGCACGGCCGACCACUUUUUUGGCGUUCGUUCCAAAGCUCUUGGUCCACCACCCUGCGAUAGAGACACAGUACCCAUCCAGCCGCUCUUUCAUCCCUUCCAACGCCUACCCACUGAGCUACAGGAGAUGAUCCUCAUGACAGCCGUCGGUCUGACACGCGAUUGCGAUCUCACCAACGACCCGCGCAGAAACUGCAGCAACAAUCCAAAAGCUACCGAGAGACCAAUCAGUCUAUCAACCAUGCUACGAAUCUCACGCCAUAUCUACACCACAAUGCAACCGUAUAUAUUCCAUAGCACGACUUUUCACUUCGGCCUAAGCGGCACUACAAACUUCCUCUGGCAAUCUGGACCCGUUCAUCGCCCUCAGAUACGGCGUCUGGCUUUCCAUUUUGGGAAGAAUGCUUUACUCCACUGUGUGCGUUGGUUAGCCGCAGAUCCUAUCUUUGAUCUCUUGGAACCCCCGCAACCGAAUGGUGGUUCUGGAUUACCGCUCUUCUGGCGCUGUCAGUUGCGCGCUCUGGCACAGGAAGUGCAUCUUUUGGAACUUGUUGUUGAUAUUGAGGGGAUACCGAAAGCGGAUAUUGCCAUGGUGGUUAGGAUAUUAAGGGGUGUGUUUGGCAGUGUUGAGAGAGUGAAGUUUGUGGAUGGUGCUGCGCGCGGUAAAACAGAGGUUGUUGACAAGGGAGACGAGAGGUUAGCUGGCCUUGGGAUAGGCUCGUGGAGGGACAUGGUGAAGGGAUACAUCGAGAGGUAUCGCCGCCAGAUUGGCUGGCACAAUUGGCAUUUCAAGAUGGACUUGGUGCCGCUGAAGGAGGAAGAGGUCGAUGAUUUGAUGGAUAAGGAGAUGGAGUUUUUUGAUAAUUGAUGACUGUGAAUCGAUGCUAACGAUACAGGACGGGCGUUUCUUUGGGUAAUGAUCUAAGGGGAACGGGCUACGAAUCAUGAGUCAUGCAUUCAAAUUCUCUGUAUAUAUUGCUAGAAGUUCUUAGAAUGUGUGUUAUAGUUCCAGCACGAUAUGAGGGGUCCUUAGAACAUCAUAUCGAAGAUAAAACAGGGCGGUGACUUAAACACUGCUAUUGAUGCUCUACCGACAGGGUGGAAAUGAUAAAGCUACAGCGAUGUUACAGUAAAAUUGUCGGGCUCGUUUGAUGUUCUAACGCCGCUAUGGCAUCGCUUUUAUGAGAGGCUUUCU
Molecule: messenger RNA, 2339 nt
Organism: Alternaria alternata
Lineage: Eukaryota; Fungi; Ascomycota; Dothideomycetes; Pleosporales; Pleosporaceae
Exons: 1
Coding region: 489-2012 (507 amino acids)
Source: RefSeq, a predicted model, not a curated record